UCAUUCAAUCCUUAUAUCUCUAACUCUUACCACUUAAGCUAAGCCGGUAAGUAAUAAACAAAUAUUUAUCCAUGCUUGUUCAAAACCCAAACUUUGACAUAAAACCAGAACUUCUAUCCACCAUGCUUUCCCGGGCAAAGAUGAUUUCUCGAGCCCGUACUCUGGUUCCCCCUCUCACUCCCCACCACAAACCACGGUUGUGGUUCUGCACACAACCAAACACAGACAGAGACACUGCCAUUCUCGCCAGGUUCCAACAGAAAGACUGGCUUACCCCAAAACAAGCCACCACCCUCUGCAACUCCCUCAACCACCCUUCCUCCGCCGUCACCCUCCUCCACCUCUACACCGCCCGCAAAGACUUCAACCCCACUGAACCCUUCUGCACCUCCCUCAUCACCAAACUCGCCCACGCCAACCUCCUUGACCCCAUCCACACCCUCCUCCACCAAACCCUCAAACGCCGAAGCUUCUCCGAUGACUUCUUCUUCACCCUCAUCAAGCUCUACGCCCAUGUCGCCCGCCGCAUUGAUAAGGCGGUUGAAACGCUUCUUUCCAUGCCGGAUUUCCAAUGCUGGCCGUCGCGGCGGACGUUUAACUUUGUACUUAAUGUGCUUGUUGCUAAUAGGCUUUAUGAUGUUGCUGGUGAGGUUUAUGAGGCUGCGCCGAGGCUUGCGGUUGAGGUGGAUGCGUGCUGUAUGAAUAUUCUUAUUAAGGGGUUGUGCCAGCAAGGGGAGCUUUCGGCUGCGGUUAAGGUGUUUGAUGAAUUUCCUAAGUCGGGGCUGGAGCCGAAUGUGAGGACGUUUUCGACGCUGAUGCAUGGGUUGUGUGAGAAGGGGAUGGUGGAGGAGGCGUUCGAGUGGUUGGAGAAGAUGGAGAAGUGUGGUGUUUGUCCUGAUGUUGUGGUGUUCAAUGUUUUGAUUGGGGGGUUGAAGAAGAAGGGGAGAGGGGAGGAAGGGAAGGAGGUUUUGGAUAUGAUGGUGAGGAAAGGGUUUUAUCCUAAUGUGGGUUCUUACCAGCAGGUUUUGUAUGGGUUGCUCGAUGCAAAGAGGUUUAUUGAGGCGUUGGAGGUUGUGGAGGGGAUGGUUUCGCGGGGUUUUGUUCCGAGUUUCGUGUCGUUUAAGCAGCUCGUCGUGGGACUGUGCCGGCACCGUCGGACUGAGGAGGUUGAUUGGGCUCUGAGGCAGAUGGUGAGGCAGGGUUUUGUGCCCAGGAUGGGGAUGUGGAGGCACAUUGUCAACUGCGCGGUAUCAAAACCAAGAAAUUAUGAAUCUACUUGUGUUUCCCUUGAUGAGAUUUUGGAGGGUUGUAACCACUUAACCUGAUCAUAAUAUAACAUAAAUCCUCCAUUAUCUGUGUUUGGAUUUCAGUUGUUGGACAUUUCAAGAAGAGGAUGAAACAGAAAACACACGUUCAAAUGGAGUGCAUAUGAACGGGUUUAUUGGAUUGAAUGUGCUUUCAUGUUGGUAUAGAUCCUUACGCCAACACAAAUUCUCUGUGUACAAAAUAAGUAGAAGUAUUGGAAUAGUUGUGUCUUUGUAUUGUUUUUUGGUUUACUGAUAAAAGUGAUUUAACAUAAGGACUUCUCCAGAGGUACUACUCUCACUCAAACACACUUAAUUACGGAGUUUUGAUGGGAUUGUAUUGGUGCUGGUAUGAUUGCAUUCAAGUUAUGUCUUUGUAUGAUUUGGGUAUCCAAUUUUGAACAUCAAAUUAGAUUCAGUUUAUAUGCAUAA
Messenger RNA from Lotus japonicus, 1736 nucleotides. RefSeq names its product pentatricopeptide repeat-containing protein At3g14580, mitochondrial-like. The transcript has a single exon. The coding region runs from base 72 to 1325 and encodes 417 amino acids. NCBI's taxonomy places the organism in Eukaryota, Viridiplantae, Streptophyta, Magnoliopsida, Fabales, Fabaceae. The record is from RefSeq and is a predicted model, not a curated record. Gene Ontology annotation, molecular function: protein binding.